Molecule: messenger RNA, 930 nt
Organism: Macrosiphum euphorbiae (potato aphid)
Lineage: Eukaryota; Metazoa; Arthropoda; Insecta; Hemiptera; Aphididae
Source: the annotation of a GenBank genome assembly
AUGCGGCUGCCAGCUUUGUCUCCUAUAUGUUUUAAUUUGUUUAGAUAUCUCACUGGAAAUCCUUGUACAGAUUUUGAUGGAUACCGCGAGUAUGUUAUUGGAACUUUACCACAAAUUGACGUACUUGACGGAAUUGAUGUGACUUCAUUUGAUAAAUUAGUCGCCAAACAGCAGUUAUCAAAUGUUGCACGUAAAAUUAUUGCCCAACAAAAAACCUAUGAAAAUUUCAGAACAGAACAAAAAAAGACAUCAAAAUCUAGAAACAUUACGGAGGAUACUUUGGAAACGUACGAAAAAAAUUAUGAAGAAACAGACGAAGAUUUUUGGAAUCAACCUAGUGAAAACACUUCGGAGUGUCGCGUUGAGAUGGCGUUUCACAGCAGACGAGCUCAGCGAAAGCAAGAUGAAGAGAAAAAAACACCCAAACAAGAAACGUGGACUCCUAAACUGUUCGCCGAAGACGGUCGUCCGUAUAAUUUAAAUCAAGCUAAAGUGCCGUACAAAUUGGAGAAUGAAGACAACAGAUACGUGCUCACUGUUCAUGUUUAUAAGUUCAUGGACACUAGCGAAUUGGACUUGGACGUUCAACCAACGUACGUGAGGGUCACUGUACGAAAAAAGAUAUUGCAAUUGGCGUUGGACGAAGAAGUAAGAGUGGACGAAUCCAAUGCGAAACGGUUGAUUGGUUCAAAACUAUUGGAAAUAACUAUGCCUAAAGUUAAACAAAUAAUCUGUCCGGUUAAAACACAAAGCGCCAAGGACAAUGAUUUUCGCAAUGAAAAUAAAUCUAAAUUAACAGAUGAAGUAUUUGAUAGCCAAAAGCCAGUGGAAUUUUGGAAUAUAACCAAUUCAUCAACAAGCGUGAAGAAAGUGGGAAACGAAAAACUUAAAGGUUUCGUAGACAAUUCAGAAGUACCGCCUUUAGAAUAA